AUGCUGAACAGCUGGCCUAACGGCCACUUUGAGUCCCAGGUGUUGUGCGAGGUGGACGGCAAGGGCAAGAGGGCGUGGGUGAACCCGGUCUACAUCGGCUCGCCCCAGCGCCCACGCGUCAACAUCAGCACCGUGUAUGAUCCGAGGCUCCACCCGGAGAACCCCUACAAUGGCAUGGACAGCCUUGGGGGUCCACGGUCACCCCAGAAAGAUGCCAAAGGUGUCAAGAAUCCUGAGAAGAAGAAGAAGAAGCCAUCGGGAUGCUGCUCGUACAUCUGCAGAGGAAUACGAGGGCUGUGGGGCACCGCGCUGACGGAGGACACAGGAGGGAACCGCGAGCUCUACGUGAAGACGAGUCUGAGGGAGCUGUUUGUCUACAUCCUCUUCCUGAUGGACAUGUGCUUUUUGACGUACGGCAUGACCAGCUCCAGCGCCUACUACUAUACGAACGCCAUGACGAAUCUGUUCACCAACACUCCGAGCAGCAGCGGAAUUACAUUUCAGUCCAUCGGCUGCAUGGCUGACUUCUGGAGCUAUGCCCAGGGCCCCUUGCUGGAUGGUCUCUACUGGACAACAUGGUACAAUAACCAAUCAAUGGAGACCAGUCCUCAGUCCUUCAUCUACUACGAGAAUCUGCUUUUGGGAGUGCCCAGGGUUCGACAACUUAAAGUGAAGCAUAACUCCUGCACGAUUCCCAAAGACUUCCAGACGGAGAUCGCAGACUGCUUCGACGUCUAUUCUGAGCCCAAAGAGGACAACCUUCCCUUUGGCCUCAUCAACGGAACAGCGUGGACUUACCACACAGAGAAGGAGCUGCAGGGGUCUUCUACCUGGGGGCUCCUGGCCACGUACAGUGGAGCAGGUUACUACCAGGAUCUCCGUCUGACAAAAACGAAGAGUGCAGAGGUUCUCCAGGAAUUAAUGGACAACCUCUGGCUGGACCGUGGAACCAGAGCUCUGUUCAUAGACUUUUCUGUCUACAAUGCCAAUGUGAACCUGUUCUGUGUCACCAGCCUUCUGGUGGAGUUUCCAGCCACUGGCGGUGCACUGACGUCCUACCAGAUCAGGACAGUGAAGCUGAUUCGCUACGUCAACAACUGGGAUGCCUUCAUCAUGGGAUGUGAAAUUGUGUUUUGUAUUUUCAUCUUCUACUACGUGGUGGAGGAGAUUUUAGAGCUGCGCAUCCACAAGUGGUCCUACUUCAACAGCAUCUGGAACAUCCUAGACCUGGUUGUCAUUCUGCUUGCCAUGGUUGCCAUAGUAUUUAAUGUGUUUCGGACCAUCAAAGUGGAUAAUUUACUCGGGAAGCUUUUGCACCAGCCAGAAAUAUAUGCAGACUUUCGGUUUCUCGCUUUCUGGCAGACUCAGUACAACAACAUGAACGCUGUCAAUUUGUUCUUUGCAUGGAUCAAGAUAUUCAAGUACAUCAGUUUCAAUAAGACCAUGACCCAGCUGUCCUCCACGCUGGCUCGAUGUGCCAAGGACAUCCUUGGCUUUGCCAUUAUGUUCUUUAUCGUGUUCUUUGCUUACGCUCAGCUGGGAUACCUGCUCUUUGGGACGCAAGUGCAGACCUUCAGCAGCUUUGUUAAUUGCAUAUUUACUCAGUUCAGAAUUAUCCUGGGAGAUUUUGACUUUGAUAGCAUUGAUCAAGCCAACCGAGUCCUGGGCCCAAUCUACUUUGUCACCUACGUCUUCUUUGUCUUCUUUGUUUUGCUAAACAUGUUUCUGGCAAUUAUUAAUGACACAUAUUCUGAGGUUAAAGAAGAGCUGUCAAAACAGAAGGAUGACCUUCAACUCGCUGACAUACUAAAACAGAGUUACUUGAAGACCUUCACAAAACUUAAGCUUAAAAAGGAAAAGAUCUCAGAUGUACAAAAGGCCUUGCAGUCUGGAUCAAAGGAACUGGAGUUUGAGGACUUCAGGGAGAGCCUAAAGGAAAUGGGACACGCGGACCAUGAGAUUUCAGCCACCUUCUCCAGAUUCGACCAGGAUGGAAACCACGUUCUAGACGAAGAGGAGCAGAACAGGAUGAAAAAAGAGCUAGAAGAGAAACGGGAUGCUUUAAGUGCCGAGCUCAAAAACCUUGGGCAAAGCUAUGGCGGCAACACCCUUGACCAGUCCAUGGAGCUCACAGAUAUGAAGAAGAGCAAUGGAGGAAAGGUCACCACUGUGUCCCACGAAGAGUUUCAGACGUUGGUUGCGCAGGUUCUGCAGCUGGAGCGGUCAAUGGCCACUGUUACAUCCAACAUCAACACCAUCAUGGGGAAACUGGAAUGGCAAGACAGGAACAGAAUCAAAAGCUUAGGGACAAUGGACAAACAGGCUGAGGACAUAUGUCAGGAUAACAGAACUUCUCCGGAUGGGAGUUUCUUGGUAAACAGGGAAGUGGCAGCCAAGGAGGAGAUGAGAGCUGCCAUGGCCCUGGAGAAAGCUUUCUCCAGAGAGAGUGAGAAAGGAAUAAAUCGCCAGUUUCUUCAAACAGAGUGGCCGAGAGUGAGAGGGAUCAUCAACACCAGUGGCCCCCCAAAGAGCAACCUAUAAACAGUGUUUACUUGUCAAAAUGUGCCUCUCCUUUCUGACUGCUGCAACCUCAGAAAAAUCUCUAACCAUACACCUGGUUUAAUUUUGAAAAAAUUAUGUUAUUCUAUUAUUAUAGACAUCACAUUAAUAGUAGGUUCACCAUGAAGGGUUAAACCGACUUCAAGCAUAUAUUUCAUUUGUAAUAUUAGAUCCAGACAUACUCUGAUUUUACUCCCCAUCAUUCUAA
Scleropages formosus (Asian bonytongue) is the source of this 2767-nucleotide messenger RNA. It is a transcript of the gene pkd2l1, whose product is annotated as polycystic kidney disease 2-like 1. Gene Ontology annotation, molecular function: calcium ion binding; calcium-activated potassium channel activity; muscle alpha-actinin binding. The record is from RefSeq and is a predicted model, not a curated record. Bases 1 to 2541 code for a protein of 846 amino acids. The transcript is spliced from 15 exons. Gene Ontology annotation, cellular component: membrane. Gene Ontology annotation, biological process: potassium ion transmembrane transport; detection of mechanical stimulus. Lineage: Eukaryota; Metazoa; Chordata; Actinopteri; Osteoglossiformes; Osteoglossidae.